CGAUCACAGCCACUCACAACGGCAAAUGCCUUUUCUUCUGCGCGAUUGUCCUCUUCUUUAAACAGGCUUCUUCAUGCGCAUGCAUUGUUUCAUGAGAAGUGCACAUCGAUUUAACCGGUUUUUGUCCCUAGGAAGAACUGCACGCCAGAACCCAAGACUCAUCCUCUCCAAAUGCGUGCCCUGCACUCGUCGCAACCUGGUCACUGAGCCUCCCAAUUACCCGAGGUCUACACCUUCGUCGUAUGACUUUCUGCCCGAAGAUGUGCAGACAAGAGUUUCGAUUACCUUGAAUUCACAACCAACUCCUCCGAGAAGCGUUGUUACCAUACCCAAGAGGCUUCCAGUCUCGUGCCCCGGCUGCGGUGCCUUGACCCAAGAAGUUGAUCCUGGAGACGCGGGCUACUACACACGGUCAAGAAAGAAUGUGAAGACGUAUCUGCGGAGCCCUGACCCAGAGGCCCCGUCUAAAGGGCAAGAAAGUGGAACUACAGUGGCAGAAGAUGGCAUUGAGUCUAGCAGCGAGGACGCAGAACGACGGCAGAAUGAAGAUCAAGUCCCUGAAAUCCACCAUGCGCUACUGCCUCCUGUAUGCGACCGCUGCCAUAAUUUGAUCCACGAGGCUCGCGGGACCCCUAUUGCUCAUCCUUCGAUUGAAGAUAUUGCAGACUCGAUCGCUGAAUCUCCCUUUUCCAGAAACCAUGUCUACCAUGUCAUGGACGCGGCAGACUUCCCGAUGUCUCUCAUUCCAUCGUUAUCCAAGAAGCUAUCUUUGGCAAAACCUCGAAGUCAAAACCGUCGGUCUCAGCAUUCAUUUUCUCACAAGCCUGCGUUGUCGUUCAUCAUUACCCGGUCGGACUUGCUUGGCCCGUCCAAGGAAAUGGUGGACCGCAUGAUGCCCAAAUUCCUCUCCAUCCUUCGAAGCGCAUUGGGUAGAGCUGGACAAAAUCAGAGACUGGGUAAUGUCCACCUCGUCUCUUCGAAACGAGGAUGGUGGUCGAAGGAGAUCAAGGAGGAUAUCCGAGAACGAGGUGGCGGCAACUGGCUGGUUGGGAAAUUUAACGUGGGAAAGUCGAACCUCUUCGAAGUACUGUUUCCCAAAGGGUCGACCGAGCAGGCCCCCGAUUAUGAGGAACUACAGCGCCAGCAAGCAGCAGAAGCACUGCCUGCUAAGAACGACUUCUUGCCAGAAAACAGCCUUUUACCUCCACCACAGCCGGAAGUACCUUUCCCGGUUAUGCCUCUGGUCUCCAGCCUACCCGGAACGACCGCGUCACCCAUACGACUUCCAUUUGGCAACAACAAAGGGGAGUUGAUCGAUUUGCCAGGCUUGGAACGUGGUGGGCUCGAAAAGUAUGUUCAACCUAAGCACAAGCUGGAGCUGAUCAUGGAACACCGUGAGACUGUGACGCAAUACAACAUCAAGCCUGAUCAGUCUUUGCUUCUCGGUGGGGGCCUCGUCCGCAUCACGCCCUUUUUGGAUGAGAAUGAUCCCAGCACUAUUGUGAUGGCCUAUCCAUUUGUCCCACUCAAAGCACACGUCACAUCAACCGAGAAGGCACUAGGUACACAGUUGCAACAGCGCGAAAGUGGGAUUGAGUCGAUCCUGGCAGAAGGUGCAGGGGUGGAGAUGGCAUCGGCUGGCAGGUUCUCACUGAAGACGGAUGUGACAAAGUCCAGGGCUGGUUCUAUGAUCAGAGCUGGUGUUGAUCCUGCAAAGCUACCCUUUCAAGUCUACGCGACUGACAUUCUUAUCGAGGGCGUUGGUUGGGUCGAGCUCGUGUGCCAGGUCAGGAAGAGUCGGAUCAAUUCUCAGCCUCCUUCAGCUCAAGAGGAGCCUGCGAAAGAGGACACGGUAGAGCCGGCUGUGCCAACUUCUGAACAGAUCUCUAUCGAAAGCACUGGAUUUGUGCCUUUCAACUCGCCCCUUUCGGAUAGCAAUGGCGAAGCAUCAUCGAAUUUUCCUCAAGUCGAAAUAUUCACUCCCGGAGGGAAAUCUAUCGGUCAAAGAGAAUGUUUGGAUGUAUGGCAGACUUGGCAUACAGGGAAGCCACGGAACGCGGUACGCAGCGCUCGUCCACGAAAACCGAUGAAAGGAGCAAAGAAAAGGGCAAAGUUGGCUCAACGAGCUGCAGCUGCAGCUGCCAAAGGGACGUGAAGAAGUAACGAAUGCGGCAUUUGGUGCUUGAAUUGCAACUCAUCGACCUUGGUUGAUGCUGCAUGGACGCAAGAGCAAAGAAGCCAGGGUCAUUCUGCCCGGUUGAUCAGGAACAGUUCAGCCUUGCCGAGAUUUUGUCACGUACACUUGCGAUUCGUAUAUGCUGCAAGCAUCUGCUAUGGAGAUAUCCAAAGAGUGUGAUCCAACUUGUCUCGGUUAUUGGCAACUUUUGCUGCUUCUCUUCGCAGCCUCUCCAAAGGACCGUCCCUAGCCUGUAUCUGCCUACUUGUCUGCUGUUUCCUCUUCUGCAGCUUAUUCAGUCAAGACGACGAUCUUGCCACGGGCAGUAUUCUUCUCCUGAGUCUCAUGAGCCUGGACAAUCUCAUCCAACUUGAAGACCUUGCCGAUCUGAACGUGCAUAGUGCCGGCCUCGAUCUGCUUGAGCAAAUCGUUCAGCGGAGUGUCCAUGAACUCGGUUGGACCACCAGAGUAUGCGGUAAGAUACUUGGCCGAACCGAUCGUGUCCAUUGGGGCGAAGUUGUCCAUAGUCCACUUGUUUCCUGCAGCAUGGGUUCGUCAGCAUCUGUCUCGCAAUGGUACGAUCGAAUUGGACAGGACAAUACUUACCGACGAUGCCUGUCACGCAGACAAUGCCUCCUUCCUUGAUGCAUUUCAGCGAGUCCGCAAGGGUGAGCGUCCCGAUCAACUCAAGGACCUUGUCGAAUGUGUCGCCCACCUGCGCGGCAACAUUCCCAUCGUCGACGAGGAUCUGGUCGACACCGCUCUUGCGCAUGACCUCUGCACUUGGGCCGGACGAGCUACGAGUCGUCCCAGCAACAAAACAGCCGUAGUUCUUCGCAAUUGCGGCCGCCGCGAGACCGACGGAUGUGGUUCCUCCGCGCACAAGCAGACGGUCACUGGCUUCAAGCUUCAACGCUUUGAAAAGCGAUCCAUACGCUGUUUGCAACAUCUCCGGAACCGCGCCAAUGAUGGACCAGUCCAGGUUCGUCUCAAGGGCUUGUGUGUUCGCAGCCUUGACACAGGUGUACUCUGCGUACCCGCCAUUGAAAUCGCGCCCCAUACCGCCCAUGGCUGUCGCCACUUUCUGGCCCUCCUUGAACUGGCCGCCAGGACAUUUGGCAACAACUCCGGCGGCCUCGAUGCCCAAAACGCGCGGGAACUGGACACCGGGAGAAUGGCCUUGCCGGGUGAACAUCUCGGAACGGUUGAGCCCGAAUGCUUUGACGCGGACGAGGACCUCGUCGUUCUUGGGGUCUGGGAUGGGGAGGGUUUCGAUCUUGAGCACCUCAGGGCCACCGGCCUCGUGGAUGACGGCUGCUUUCAUUGACAUCUUGAGGUGAUUUGUUGGUAUGGUUGGUGUGUCGGGUGUCCGUAAGAUGGUGUUGUGGAAGAGUACUGUGAUAUUGUUCUUUGCGGGUGGCCUUCUCCUCAGAAACUCUGUCUUGUGCUCGGUUUAUAUAGACAAUUCCACUCCCCCUGCCUUCCUG
This is a messenger RNA of Exophiala xenobiotica, 3663 nucleotides long. RefSeq lists its product as uncharacterized. Lineage: Eukaryota; Fungi; Ascomycota; Eurotiomycetes; Chaetothyriales; Herpotrichiellaceae. Bases 74 to 2155 code for a protein of 693 amino acids. Gene Ontology annotation, cellular component: mitochondrion. The record is from RefSeq and is a predicted model, not a curated record. The transcript has a single exon.